This is a messenger RNA of Passer domesticus (house sparrow), 8390 nucleotides long. It is a transcript of the gene TNFSF15, whose product is annotated as TNF superfamily member 15. Gene Ontology annotation, cellular component: membrane. The record is from RefSeq and is a predicted model, not a curated record. Bases 278 to 994 code for a protein of 238 amino acids. Gene Ontology annotation, molecular function: tumor necrosis factor receptor binding. The transcript is spliced from 5 exons. NCBI's taxonomy places the organism in Eukaryota, Metazoa, Chordata, Aves, Passeriformes, Passeridae. Gene Ontology annotation, biological process: immune response.
UCCCAUCGGUUUCACCUUCCCCUUGCCAGGCGGAAAAUCUUGCGGAGCUCCAGCCCAGCAGCACCAGCAGCACCAGCAGCGGCGGGGCUGAUCCUGGUUCCACCCACCGGGACUUUCCUGGCUUCCUCCAGCAGGGAGCGGGGGGAGAGGAGCGCUGGGAGGCAGGAGCAGCCCGGCAGCGCGGGGAGCGCGGCUCCUGCCGGGUUUCUACUGGCAGGAGCCACAGGAGGUCUGGCGGUGCCCGGCUCCCUCGCAGGACGAGCCCGGCGCUGCUGCCAUGGAGAGCGCGGUGGAGAUGGGCGCGGAGGCUGCGGGCAGCGGGCACGGAGCCGGGAUGCUGCUCCGCCAGGACCUGCGGAGGAUCCGCUGCGCGCUGCUGCUCUGCCUGCUGGCCGUGCUGCUGCUGAUGCUGCCCACCGCCUACCUGCUGCUCGGGAACCUGCGGGCCAACAGCUCCUGCGGCCAGGUCACAGAGGAGGGGGGCUCUCAUUUUCUGAAGCAACGAGCAGUGGCUGCUGUUACAGACACACUUUCCAGUGCAGAGAAGCCACGAGCUCACCUGACAGUGAAGAAGCAGGACCUGGCCAGCGCCGUGGGGAGCCACCUGCCCAUCCUGCAGUGGGAAGACAAGCGAGGCCUGGCCUUCACCAAGAACAACCUGAGCUACUCCAGCAGCGCCCUGGUGAUUCCCGUGUCCGGGGACUACUACGUGUACGCUCAGGUCACCUUCCGCGGGCCCGUGGAGAGCAGCCACAAGGCCAGCUCUGUCACUGAGGUCAUCACCAAGGUCACUGACAGCUACCCCGAGCCCACCCAGCUGCUGACGGGCACCAAGACCCUCAGUGAGAACAGCAAUGGUUGGUUCCAGCCCAUCUACCUGGGCGCUGUUGUCUCCUUGGAGGUGGGAGACAAGCUGAUGGUCAACGUGAGUGACAUCAAGCUGGUGGAUUACACCAAGGAGCACAAAACUUUCUUUGGGGCCUUCCUGCUGUAGGGCUCUGGCCUGCGGCAGCUGGUGGGGGAUCCCUCCAGGGUCAUCGGGGGGAUCUUGUUGGAUUUUGGCUUUGUGGGCGCGUGUUGGGGUGAGAUGUCUGCUGUUUGCCUCUUCCUCCUCCUCCUCCUUCUUCUUCUUAUUCCUCUGUGCCAUCACUCCCCUGCAGCUCACUAGAGCCUUAAUUUAAUGGGUAGGGAAAGGUGAAGCUGCAGGUUGGAGUGAAAUAACCCCAUAACCCCCCCAAAAAAACACAAGAAAAAACCAACCAAAAACUAACUAAAAAAAAAAACAAACCACACAAACCCCAAAACAACAUAAAAACCACCAAAACAACAAAGCAAACAAAAAACCAAAGACAACACUCAAAAAACCCCAAAACAAACAAAAAAAAACCAAAACAACAUUCAAAAAAACCGCAAAACAAACAAAGAAAAGCCAAACUAGAAAAAUGAAAGUCAUAUUGGAAGGGGGGGAAUGUAUUUUUGAAAGCAAAAGUUCUUCAAAACUUUGUAAGCUAGGGAGGAACAUUUGAUACCUGUGGGUAGGAAGUUUCCUCUUGAAUAUUGAGCUAGGUUAUGUUCCUAAUUCCACCUUCAAUGUACAAUUUCCUCAACUCCAAAACAAAACAAAAAGGGGUUUUGAGCUUUCUCCAGCACUUCCAGUAUAGUUUUGCAUGACCCUUCUUCAGAUUCUCCUUUCUAAAAGGUAAUUACUUCUCAUAAUUUCCUUAUGAAUACAUUUACUCAGUACUUUGCACUAACAUAAAGCUCAGGUUAAUUAUUAACUGCUUAAUUAAUCCCUUCCAACUUCCCUGUAAAGUAGAUUAAAAUUAUAUCUUGUGCUUUGCAGCAGCUACUUGAGAUUUUUGGUUUUUCCAAAAAAUUGUUUACAGUUCUCUAAGUCCAUAUACAGCCUCAAAAUAUUAUUCUGGAAAAGAUCUAGGGAACACACAAAAUGCUUUCUGUUUCAGCAUGAAAGUAGAAUGCCCCCUCCAGGUCCUAACUUUAGGAUAACAGGAAAAAAAAAAAGAAAAAAAAAAGAAAAAAAAAGAAAAAAAAAGACAAAACAAGGUAGAGAGAGACACAGAGAAAAACUUUGGACACUUUUAAAUCAGCCACCAAAAUUUUGGGAGAAAACCUCUGCAAUGUUUUGCUUUCCAUUAUACUUAAUGCAAGGCAAACGCAACUGAAGAAAUCACUGCUUGGGCUCCAGCCACAGCUGAUGGUGGCCCCUGGCCCCAAGGGACUCCCAGCCUUGCCCUGGGUGAAGGUUGGCCACCAGUUGUCCCCACAUGAGGUAAAAAGAUCCAAAAAAGGCACGACGCUGGUGGAGCUCAGGGCUGUUUAACUUCCCACCUUGCACUUACUCAUUUCCACAGACCUUUCUGCCUCUCAGGGAAAUUCCCAUUUUCCCCUCCCCUCCUGCAGCAAACACAUCUCCAGCAGUGGCUCAGGACCCUCCUGGGUUUGGACUUUACACCCUGAACAGCCCCGAGGUCUCACAGCCCAGCACCCACCCCCAACAGCAGGCUCCCUCUCUGCAGCUCUCCCCUGCCUCACCUCCUUGGAUCUCCUCCAUUUCUCCACUUCUUGCCCAGAAAUGGCAGCAAGGCUUUGUUGCCUGAGCUGAUGUUUCCACUCAAAGCCCUGUGGAGCCCCAAGUCCCCCCUUGGGUGGUGGGGAAUUGCAGCACUGGGGGUGAGGGGCUGUGUCUGCAGAACUGAACUGGGCACAGGCUUUGUGGUGGGGACAAUUCCAUGUGAGAUCCUGCAGCUCUGUCCAUGGCAAGCCCCUUCCCACCAGGAGACCUUUUAUUGCUCUGGAAGAUCUGCUUGAGCUGACAGGGAGAGUCAGUGGAGCAGGUGGAGCAGGGAGAGAGGCCAAGGAGAUUGGGAAGGGAGGAGAGGAGCAGAGCAGGAGGAGGGAAGGUCCAGGCAGCACCAGGAUCUCUUCAUGUCUUGGUGUGAGGACCUUCCUGCUGACAUGAAAACUGGCAGGUCUUCUGUGGUAAAUCAUCUCCAAGUGGAGGCUUUGUGCCCAUUCCUCCCUAUCCUGAAAUUCCUGGAUCCCACAGUCUGUCCUUCCCUGUUUUAGGCACAUCACAACAGCCGGGACUUUGCCACCCUGCCCUGCCCUCUUUUCCUGCUUCCAGAUUUUCCUUGAGCCUCAUCACUGAGUAUUGGCUCCUGGCACAACUCUGACUAUUUGGGGAGCUUGACAAAUUCCCUGCAUCAAAACCUGAUCCCAAUUUGGCUUCCCAUCCUUUCUUUGAUUCAUCCUUCACCUUCUGCACAUCCACAUCUCAGCUGUCCUCUUGACCCCUUCCUGCCCUCCUGGCCCUGUCCAUUAGGUGCAAGGACACUUCUUUGUCCAAAUGCCAUUUUUUACACUCAGUUUCUCCAGCCCACAAAGAAAACUGACAUCUCAAAAUAGGUUUGGAUUGGAGAAAGGAAAUUUCAUUAUCCUGCAGGCAGAUGGAAACACUCAGAGUCAAGGGAUCCUCUUAGGUCUUUACGAUCCAGAUCACUUUCAUCUUUGAGUCCUUAUUCCUGUUUUAUCUCCACCUGCCCAGCCUAGUUUUUUAAGCUGGGUCUGGAGCAAUUAUUCCCUAAUUAUCAAUUCAGUGCUUAGCACACAUGACCUCAGCCUUGUUCUGGAUCCAGCUCCUUCUCAGGGCUCUUCCUCCUGCUCAGAGACCCCCUCCACCAGGGUAAAACCUGGUGAAAUCCCCCACUCUUGGCACUUCUAUGCAAAAUUACUGCCAGUGAAACCCUGAGACUUUCCAUAUCUCAAAUUUUGUGAAGUGUUGCCUCAACACCUCACGUUGAGUCUUUGAUCACUUGGUUGUGUGCCCAAAACAGGAUCUGAACUCAUGAAAACACAAAAUCUGCAGCUUUUGGAACAUGCAGAGCACUUUAGGUGACCAGCACACAAAACAAUGUGGUCAGUCUCAUAAAGGAAGAUUUGAAAUCAUUUUUCCAAGACAGGUGAUCCCCAGCAAUUAGGCAGGAGAGCUUCUGCAAAGGGCAAAAUAGUGUGAAAUUGGUUUAUCCUUGGAGGAAAUUGGAAGGGAAAUUCUCUCUAUUCUGGGAUAAUUACAGCAAUUCAGAAAGCUUCUCUUUUCUACGAAUGAGCUGAUCAUUCUGAGGGCACAAGGCAAUCCUGACAGGCUGGGACAGCAGAUUUCCAGGGAAACUGUAUCCCAAGGCAUCAUCACUCAGUCCUGGUGUGCUGAACGAUGGGAAUUGUGAGGGCUGGGGCAGAGGAGUGGGGAAUGCACCAUGUGGCAUUCAAAGAGCCUUCUGUGGGAUAUCCACACACCUUUUUUUUUUUUUUUUUUUUUUUGGUGGACAUUCCAUAGAAGUCCCCAGGAGUUCCAUUGGCAAUAAUGAGCCUUUUCUAGCACAUAAUUUGUGUCCACUGCACACUAAAGAUGAAUUUCAGCAGCAAAACGUUGCCUGCUGCAGCUCCAUUCCAGGUGUGAUUCUCUUGAUCCAUAGAAAUAUUUAUUUUAGUCCAGUUCAAGCUUUUGCACCCCAUUACCCACACCAGCUUUGAGCACAUUUAGCUCACAUUUUAUAGGACAUAAAACAAUAUAUGUGGCAUUACUUGUUUUAAAGUGGUGCAGGCAUAUUGAUCCCCACAUGCAUCCUCAUGGAAAUUCUCUAUAUUCCCUUUUUUCCCCCUUUUCAGUGCUAAUAACGUUACUGUAACAGUGACCAGCACAUAAAAUAAGUGUUCAGGGGCUGAUUCUGCCCCUGUUUUAUAUUAGAUAUUCCUCCACAGAAGUCAAAGGUAUGAAGUCAGAGCAAAGCCACUUUGGUAAGACCAAAGUCAAGCUUAAAUGGAAAUAUCUCCAACACACUGAACCUAAACUGCGGAUUCUCAGAUUUUUGAUUUUUUUUUAAGUUACAUAAGAACACAAGCCUUCUUAGAAACUUGUGUUCGUUGAGCUAGAAAAUAUAAAGCAUUUCUGGAGAUGUGAAAAUGCCCAGGCAUCAGCAUUUUCAAUUAAAUGAGAAGCUGACAAGAUCUGCUCAGGGGAAGUAGUGACUUUAAAGUCUGUGGUCAAGCUGAACAUGUGCUUUGUUUUGGGAGGGGCUGUGAAACUAAAAUUAUUAUCAGGGAAAAAAAUGGAAUUUGGAGGAAAAAAGGAGGAAAUAAGCAGUUUGGGCUAAAUUAAGUUAAACAUAUGAUUUUAGGUUUUGACCCUUCCAUUUCUUAAGAAAAAGAACACAAAAGCACUUUUCAGAACAAAACCACUGAAAGAAGUAUCAAAUUAUUAUUAUUAUUAUUUAACUGCUCAAAAUAUCCUAGAUCUUAGGAGUUAGCUUCUUCCCUAAUCUCUUCCAUCCCUCAAAAUACUAACACUAAGCACAACCCAAAUUCAUCAAAGUUCAUUACCUACCACUUCCUUUCCCCUUAAAACUGAAUAUUGAUAAAUAAGCAUUAACUUUCUCUCCAUGGACAUGCAGAAGUAAAUUUUAAUCAAGGUAUAAAGAAAGCAGCUCCAAUCCUGCCAACAUUUAUUUGUGCUGAGCACGUGACUGAAGGGGAUCAUGGUAAAAACCAGCUCCUGUUUGGUGGAUGGGAGGAGUAAAACCUGCAGGCCUCAAAUUAAAAGUCACAGAAAGUUUUAAUUGUGUUUAUCCUCAGCUCCAUCAUGGUUUGGAGCAAACUUCCAAAUCAAGGAGUGACUGCAGGGACUGCCCAGCACAGGGGUGUUGGCAGGAUCAGAGUCCAAAGGGUGUCAAACAGCACCCAAAAAGAUGCUGCUGAGAUGAUUUUCUGGCAGGGGGUGUGAUGAGCAAACCUCUCUACAAAGGGGGUCCCCAACCAAGCCCAACAGAUUUAGGAAUUCACUUGAAAAUUCCAACACAAUAUUCCAGAAUUUUGAAGGGAUCUUGGUUUUUUCACCCCUCUAUGGCACAACUGACCACCCUGUCCUUUGCUUUAUUUAUCUUGUGAGUGGCCCAUCAUUUCAGGUGAGAAAUGAGGAGAGAAUUCGUUCUUUAGAAGAAUCAGAAAAUGUCAAGGAUCUUUGCCCCGAUGUGGGUGUUACACACCAGUAAUAGCAUUUUGCUAUUGUAAGGGAUUUUCCAGAAGGGAUUGUCUUUUGUCUUGUGCCUCAGCACUGAGAUGUAUCUUUACCACAAGAACUGACUUAACUUCUUUAUAUUUUCCCAAGUUUUAUGAUAAUAAAAAUGCAACUUAACAAAUGUGACCAUUUUUGAUCCCAGUCCCUUCCCAAAACACUAAUCACAAUUAAGAGUGACCAGCUAAUGCAGCCAGGCAGUGCUGAUGUAUAAGGAACCUGUUUGAUUGUGGGAAAAGUGUGAAUAAUCAUUCUUUUAUGCAGUUAGAGGUCCCUCAGCAGAGUGAAGUGGGGUCCAGACUUUCUCCUGAGAAUUUAGAGACACUUGCACUUCCUAGGGCAAAACCCAUACACAAAAACACCUCAGCAUUUUGGGAACUCUGUGUUCCCAACUGCUCAGCUCCUGGCUGACAGGCACAACCCAGCCAGGAAACUCUGGCCAAAUGAGAGUCAAAGUGAAGGCAGCAGAGCUCUGGGCACCCCCAACCCUGCUCCAGCUCCAGCUUGGCUGUCCUUACCCUCCCAGCAGAGCAGCAGCAUUCCCUGGGUAUUCAUUCCUCAUCCUGGCUGCUGUUAGCUGCCAAGAAUGCAAAUUCCUUUCUUUCCACCAGCAGAACUGAGAGACAUUCUCCCAUUUGCCAUGUUAUUUCUUAGUCUCAAAAUUUGUUUUGUUUUCCUGGCUUGAACUCGGAGCAUCACGUGUAAAUUGCUUCAGAAGAGGUUUCUGGGGAAGGGCUCUGUGCUCUGCCUCCAGGAAGGUUUUCACUGGAAUACUCUGAUGGAGGACAUUUGUUUCCCCUGCUUUCUACCCACUUGCGACCCCUGAGAGGUUUUGCUAACAGCCUCUGUAGAUCAGCCAGGAGUUGAUUAGACAGUGGGAAUCAGGCUGCUUUCCCCUGUGACAUCAAAAAGAUGUUACUUGCUGUUAUGUUGGGGUUUUUUUCUUUUUUAAUCCAAUAACUACCUCACAUUUAGCAAAAGCAAAACAGAAUUUUAUUAUUAUUAUUUUCUAUUUUAACUUGAGCAGAGCAGAAUUCAAUUUCACUGCCAUUCUACUCCGUGCUUUGCACAUUUAGAGUAAUAACUUGAGAUUCUUUGUGGUCUAAACAAACUGAGUGUGAGCACUGUGCUGCAUUUUGGCUUCCUUGAAUCAUAUCAAAGGUGUCUGCUCUCAAUGAAUCCAGGCUCCCUUGAGAGAGUGGAGGGGGAGAGAGGCACAUCCCUGGAAGGCUGCACAUCCUAGGGAAGGUGGGGAAAACUGAGGUGCUUCUCUGCCAGGCUGGAGAGGGAUUUUUGUGGUGUUUCUCUGGGUAAAGAUGACCCAACAGCUGGUGAAAGGGAAAACCCCGCUGCUCUCACUGUGGGGUGGGUGGAUAAAUCUCUGUGGGGAGGUUCCUGCAGGGUUUAAUGUUAAAUAAGGACUUGGACACGAAUCCUGACCUCACUCUGAUCCUGGAAAGUCACUCCAGGAAAUCCACGCUGCAGAGCAGGACACUGCCCACAGGAGCUGGGCAUUCCCAGCCCUCCCUGCUGGCUGUGACCAGCCACAGCUGGACUGAGCCCUCUCAGCCUGUCCCCCUCUCCCAGCUGGGGACAGGAUCCCAGGGGACACAUCCAGCUCUGGGGCUCUCUCUGGCAAGGCUUCAUCCCCAUGGAGGAUGCAGCACGAGCUGAGACAAACUGGAAAUUAUUUUCCAUCCCAGGAAGGUCCAACCCCAUAAAAAUCCCAUCUGAUGGGCAGGGAUGUGUUUCCCAUCCCCCUCAGCAUCCAGACAGGUUCCCAAAAGAAACCAGAGCUCCAGUUCCAUUUCUUGGUGAGUCCUGGUGCCAGCACUGGCUACAAUCCUCUCCCCGAGUGUGAACUCUGCAGUGACACUUCCAAAUUCCCAUUUCCUGAUUGUUAAUUCCCUUGGAACAACAUGAAAAUCAUUGCCUGGGAGAUCAUAACCCAGUUUAUUAAGCAACAUAAGUCAGCAGUGUUGAGUUUUUUUGCUGAAUUAUGAACUAAAAUAGCUUUCCAGCUGCUCUCAUUCUUGCCCAAAUCUCCUUAUGUUCUGCCAUUGAUUGUAGAGUUUUAUAUUAAAACGUCAAAAAAAGGCACUGAAAAGGUUUGCUGCAUAUUUAUUGGUACUGUACAUAGAGAUGUCUUAAUUUUAUGGAAGAGAAAUUGUAAUAUUCAUGGUAUAAAGUUUAGAUCUAUUAUACUUGAUGCUAUUUCUUUGGGAAAUUAAGUUUAUAGAUAGUUCUUUAAAAUGUUCUUUAUGUCUUAAAGCAAAAAAAAAUAAAAUUAAUUGGAUUCAUA